Mus musculus (house mouse) is the source of this 3012-nucleotide messenger RNA. Its product is annotated as predicted gene, 54180. The record is from RefSeq and is a predicted model, not a curated record. NCBI's taxonomy places the organism in Eukaryota, Metazoa, Chordata, Mammalia, Rodentia, Muridae. The transcript has 2 exons. Bases 1421 to 2794 code for a protein of 457 amino acids.
UUUUUUUUUUCCUCUGUACUUCUUCUUUUUUUUUUUUCUUUCCAUUUUUUAUUAGGUAUUUAGCUCAUUUACAUUUCCAAUGCUAUACCAAAAGUCCCCCAUACCCACCCAUCCCCACUCCCCUACCCGCCCACUCCCCCUUUUUGGCCCUGGCGUUCCCCUGUUCUGGGGCAUAUAAAGUUUGUGUGUCCAAUGGGCCUCUCUUUCCAGUGAUGGCCGACUAGGCCAUCUUUUGAUACAUAUGCAGCUAGAGUCAAGAGCUCCGGGGUACUGGUUAGUUCAUAAUGUUGAUCCACCUAUAGGGUUGCAGAUCCCUUUAGCACCUUGGGUACUUUCUCUAGCUCCUCCAUUGGGAGCCCUGUGAUCCAUCCAUUAGCUGACUGUGGGCAUCCACUUCUGUGUUUGCUAGGCCCCGGCAUAGUCUCACAAGAGACAGCUACAUCUGGGUCCUUUCGAUAAAAUCUUGCUAGUGUAUGCAAUGGUGUCAGCGUUUGGAUGCUGAUUAUGGGGUGGAUCCCUGGAUAAGGCAGUCUCUACAUGGUCCAUCCUUUCAUCUCAGCUCCAAACUUUGUCUCUGUAACUCCUUCCAAGGGUGUUUUGUUCCCACUUCUAAGGAGGGGCAUAGUGUCCACACUUCAGUCUUCAUUUUUCUUGAGUUUCAUGUGUUUAGGAAAUUGUAUCUUAUAUCUUGGGUAUCCUAGGUUUUGGGCUAAUAUCCACUUAUCAGUGAGUACAUAUUGUGUGAGUUCCUUUGUGAAUGUGUUACCUCACUCAGGAUGAUGCCCUCCAGGUCCAUCCAUUUGGCUAGGAGGACACAUGCUCCACUAUGUUCAUAGCAGCCUUAUUUAUAAUAGCCAGAAGCUGGAAAGAACCCAGAUGCCCCUCAACAGAGGAAUGGAUACAGAAAAUGUGGUACAUCUACACAAUGGAGUACUACUCAGCUAUUAAAAAGAAUGAAUUUAUGAAGCUUGACUUUUUAAACCACGACCUACACUAGCCCACUCAAGGACAGUGAAGCUUUAGAGGCUGGCUCUGUAACUCGCUAGCUGUGCAGGAACAGUGCCAAUAGAACCCAUCCCCAGCUAUGGGAUCAACUGACACAUAACCAUUAUUCACAUGGUGAAGUUACAUAUUAAUAUUAUAAUAGUGUUUAUAGGGGCAUUGUACAAAAGAGAUCUGUUUUCCAAGACAAUGUACAGGAAAGCACAAUGCUGAAGUUAGAGAAUGACUCAAUUCUUCUAAACAGUUUAAUAAGACUUAUAAGAAAUUACGAAAGCGCAGACAUUGAAAAUCUAGAAACAUGUCACAGAUUAGAAAGCAUUUAACUUUCCUAAGCCUUGUGUUCUUCUGAGAAAACAGGAGUUGGGUCCCAAGUAGGCACUGGUGAUGCCGUUUCCUGUACUAUAGCUUCCUUCUCACCAUGGUUUCAGAAGCUGUGGCUAGAGAUGCCAGAAAGCAGACAGGAAGGAAGCGAGAAAAGGUGGGGCGCUCUGGGCAUCCCUCCCUAUGGCCCCGAGCAGCUCACAGUUCUCAGGCUCUGUAUGCCGGGUCUUACAGUUCUGUAUGCCGGGUCUUACAGUUCUCAGGCUCUGUAUGCCGGGUCUUACAGUUCUCAGGCUCUGUAUGCCGGGUCUUACAGUUCUCAGGCUCUGUAUGCCGGGUCUUACAGUUCUGUAUGCCGGGUCUUACAGUUCUCAGGCUCUGUAUGCCGGGUCUUACAGUUCUGUAUGCCGGGUCUUACAGUUCUCAGGCUCUGUAUGCCGGGUCUCACAGUUCUCAGGCUCUGUAUGCCGGGUCUCACAGUUCUCAGGCUCUGUAUGCCGGGUCUUACAGUUCUCAGGCUCUGUAUGCCGGGUCUUACAGUUCUGUAUGCCGGGUCUUACAGUUCUCAGGCUCUGUAUGCCGGGUCUCACAGUUCUCAGGCUCUGUAUGCCGGGUCUCACAGUUCUCAGGCUCUGUAUGCCGGGUCUUACAGUUCUCAGGCUCUGUAUGCCGGGUCUUACAGUUCUCAGGCUCUGUAUGCCGGGUCUUACAGUUCUGUAUGCCGGGUCUUACAGUUCUCAGGCUCUGUAUGCCGGGUCUUACAGUUCUGUAUGCCGGGUCUUACAGUUCUCAGGCUCUGUAUGCCGGGUCUCACAGUUCUCAGGCUCUGUAUGCCGGGUCUCACAGUUCUCAGGCUCUGUAUGCCGGGUCUUACAAGUUCUGUAUGCCGGGUCUUACAGUUCUCAGGCUCUGUAUGCCGGGUCUUACAAGUUCUGUAUGCCGGGUCUUACAGUUCUCAGGCUCUGUAUGCCGGGUCUUACAGUUCUCAGGCUCUGUAUGCCGGGUCUUACAGUUCUGUAUGCCGGGUCUCACAGUUCUCAGGCUCUGUAUGCCGGGUCUCACAGUUCUCAGGCUCUGUAUGCCGGGUCUUACAGUUCUCAGGCUCUGUAUGCCGGGUCUUACAGUUCUGUAUGCCGGGUCUUACAGUUCUCAGGCUCUGUAUGCCGGGUCUUACAGUUCUCAGGCUCUGUAUGCCGGGUCUUACAGUUCUCAGGCUCUGUAUGCCGGGUCUUACAGUUCUCAGGCUCUGUAUGCCGGGUCUUACAAGUUCUGUAUGCCGGGUCUUACAGUUCUCAGGCUCUGUAUGCCGGGUCUUACAGUUCUGUAUGCCGGGUCUUACAGUUCUCAGGCUCUGUAUGCCGGGUCUUACAAGUUCUGUAUGCCGGGUCUUACAAGUUCUGUAUGCCGGGUCUUACAAGUUCUGUAUGCCGGGUCUUACAAGCUCACAGUCACAUCACUUCCUGAGUCCUGAAGGGAUGGUCAUCACGUCCUUAGUGUGAUACAGACUCCAAUUUACCUAUUAACGAGCUUUAUUCUCAAAGCCCAUUUGAAAGUUAUCCAAACAAAUCAUCCUCAGAGAAGCCAAGCUACAUGUUACAUGCUGUAAGAGCUGUGUUCACAGGUCACUGUACAAAGACCAUGCUGCUCCAAGUUUUCAGCGUUGUGACUUCCUGCCCUGUCUAGCAGGAU